CGAGUUCACCCCACCUCUACCCCCGCCCCCGACAUCCCGGCCGGAUAAAGGAGCCGAGGCCGAAAGAGAAGAGAGACCCCGCCCCCCCUCGAGGAGAGAAGCCACAGCCCCUGCAGGACAGGGGCCUGGGUCGCUAUGGGUUCCACAGCGGCCCCAGAAGAAGCGCUGGGCUACGUCCGAGAGUUCACGCGCCACUCCUCCGACGUGCUUGGCAAUCUGAAUGAGCUGCGCCUGCGCGGGAUCCUCACUGACGUCACGCUGCUGGUCGGCGGGCAACCCCUAAGAGCACACAAGGCAGUUCUUAUCGCCUGCAGUGGUUUCUUCUAUUCAAUUUUCCGAGGCCGAGCAGGAGUCGGAGUGGAUGUACUCUCUCUGCCUGGGGGGCCAGAAGCCAGGGGAUUUGCUCCUCUUCUGGACUUCAUGUACACUUCAAGGCUUCGCCUCUCUCCGGCCACUGCACCAGCUGUCCUUGCGGCUGCCACCUAUCUGCAGAUGGAACAUGUAGUCCAGGCAUGCCACCGCUUCAUCCAAGCCAGCUAUGAACCUCAAGGCAUCUCUCUGCGACCCCUGGAGGCAGAACCCCCAAGGCCCCUAACAGUUCCUCCACCAGGCAGUCCCAGGCGCUCAGAAGGACACCCAGAUCCACCUACUGAGUCUCGAAGCUGCAGUCAAGGCUCCCCUAGUCCAGCCAGCCCAGACCCCAAGGCCUGCAACUGGAAAAAGUACAAAUUUAUUGUGCUAAAUUCGCAGACUUCACAAGCAGAGAGCCUGGUUGGGGAGAGCUCUGGUCAACCUUGCUCCCAAGCCAGGCUCCCUAGUGGAGAUGAAGCCUCCAGUAGCAGCAGUGAAGAAGGACCCACGCCUGGUCUCCAGAGCAGACUAUCUCUAGCUACUACCACUGCGCGAUUCAAAUGUGGGCCUCCAACAAAUGCCCCCUUCCUCUUCGCACCCCGGGCUCAAGAGAUUUCUGGAUCAACUUCUAAGCAGGCUCACCCACCACCAGGAGGUGAGUUUUUCAGCUGCCAGAACUGUGAGGCUGUGGCUGAGUGCUCAUCGGGGCUGGACCCCUUAGCUCCGGGGAGAGAGGACAAGCCUUAUAAAUGCCAGCUGUGCCGAUCUGCUUUCCGCUAUAAGGGCAACCUGGCUAGUCACCGCACAGUGCACACAGGGGAAAAGCCCUACCGGUGCUCCAUCUGCGGAGCACGUUUUAACCGACCAGCUAAUCUAAAAACGCACAGCCGCAUCCAUUCUGGAGAGAAACCGUACAAGUGUGAGACGUGCGGCUCGCGUUUUGUUCAGGUGGCACACCUACGCGCGCACGUGCUGAUCCACACUGGAGAGAAACCCUAUCCGUGUCCCACUUGCGGAACCCGCUUCCGCCACCUACAGACGCUCAAAAGCCACGUUCGCAUCCACACAGGGGAGAAGCCAUACCACUGCGACCCCUGUGGCCUGCAUUUUCGGCACAAGAGUCAACUACGGCUGCACCUGCGUCAGAAACACGGGGCUGCUACCAACACUAAAGUGCGCUACCACAUCCUCGGGAGCCCAUAGCGGGCGACCCUCUCCGGAACCACACGUGCUCCCUGGGGGCGGCAAAAGCUGCAGGCUCAGGCUUGGCUUCCCUGAUGGUCUUGAUAAGGGAGUGUGACAGGCCACUCUGGUGUCAGAAACUUCUGUCACCUUAAUUUCAUACUGGGGAGAGCAGGGGUGGCAGAUCCUGGCUAGAUCUGCCUCUGUUUUGCUGGUCAAAACCUCUUCCUCACAAAACAGAUUGGGUAGCUAGGGGCUGGGGAAAAGGAGACACAAGGGAUUUCUUCAAGGGAACUGUCCCUGCCCUCCCCCCAUUUCAAAUGGUUUAUCUGUAAAUAUAAUUUAUUAAGGCCUGCGGGUGGCACCAGGGCCUUCGUUCUGUCUGCAUUGCCGACCUCCCUCUUCCACGACUGUGGUCAAAAGUGACCCGAAGCGCAGGCGAGGGCACGGCUCUGCUGGCAGAGCUUCUUAGCGCUCGGCUCUGUCCUUUGGCUUGAGGGUUGCACAUUGUUUUUGUUGUAAUUUUUCUCUCUGGAAUCUAUUCGUUUGCUUGUUAGUUUGUUCCUUCAGUUCUAGGACUGCAACCUUUAGUUUUCCUAAGGCAAACCCUGAGAACCUGUAAGGUUAGGUAAGGAAUCCUCCCUGGUAUUCUGGGUGGUGCAAGUCCUUUAGCAGACUAGGCUUGGAAAGAAACUUUUCAGCUCUCCGUGGCUGGUGGGAACCAUUUUGAUGAACACAAAAUGUAGAUAAUAAAUUCCUCCUGAAGGCUUGUGAAAUGGGAACUGGAUCCCUCAUCAUUCUCAGUGGAGGUAGGUAGUCGUUCCCGCAAAGAGGGUUAGCAUCUAAGCUGUUCCAUUGAUCUACCCGCCUUCGUUUGAAUGUACUGUGUUCAUCUCUAAGACAGAGCCGGCGAAGGGUCUCAGCUGAGCUCACGAUCCUCCCACUGGGGCUGAGUUAGUAUGCCCAUAGGGAGAGAGAGCUGAAGAUCUGUACCAGAGAUUCUGUUCUUAUCUGUCCAGUUUCUAAGAAUGUUGCGACCUAGGGAGAAUUAAUGACAUUCCUUACCUUAACUACAAGUCUGACCCAUCCUCUACUGCUCGAGCAGCUGGAUUUCAAUGUUCCUUGGGGGCUUAAUAGCCUUUUGUCUUCGAAUGUGCUUUUUGUUUUGUUUUGUUUUUGGACAGCUUCUGGAAAGUGUCCAGAUUCCAAAACUUUGAUCUUUCGUGGGUGCUUGGUAAUUUUCUUACCUGAGAAGCUGGGUCUGUGACUCAGUCUUCCUUUCCCCACUACAUUCCUGUCUGCGACCAGUGAAUGUACUAGGACUUUACACGGGAAGAUAGAGGGGGCUGAGUUCCAUGUGGAUUUGUUGUCGUUGAGGAUUGUUGUUGGAGUUAGUGCUUCAAGGCUUUAGAAGGCUGGUUCCUGGCUUAGCCAAUUGCCCCUUUCUUUGUGAGCAGGUUGCCAGAUAGUGUGUGAGGUUACUGAGUGCUGCAGUUUCUGGUGUAGACCGUGUAGGUAAAAAUGUUAGGAUGGGGUGUCUGGAAUGUUAGAUAUUUGGGAGCCUUGAUUUAUAGUCCUGCUUCUUGCUGCCCUGGGGCCUAUUUGAUGAUAGGACUUGGGUAUGAAGACUUGAAUUUGUAAGGCAGAACUUCCGGAAUUAAGGCCAUCAGAUGGGAGCCCGUGAGAAACCCAUUCUUCGCUUUCCCCUUUACUCCCCUACCACUUGAAUGCAGGAGAGACUGAGCCGGUAUUGUGGCUUCUGUGUAGAAGCCUGGAUGGGCAUGUGGGAAGUGCUGUGUGAGAUGUUAGAUCCUUUGAGGUCAGAUCCUUGGAAUAAAGAAGCCUCUCUUGCC
Mesocricetus auratus (golden hamster) is the source of this 3386-nucleotide messenger RNA. RefSeq names its product BCL6B transcription repressor (gene Bcl6b). NCBI's taxonomy places the organism in Eukaryota, Metazoa, Chordata, Mammalia, Rodentia, Cricetidae. The transcript has 9 exons. Gene Ontology annotation, molecular function: DNA-binding transcription factor activity, RNA polymerase II-specific; protein binding; RNA polymerase II cis-regulatory region sequence-specific DNA binding. Gene Ontology annotation, biological process: regulation of transcription by RNA polymerase II. Bases 136 to 1554 code for a protein of 472 amino acids. The record is from RefSeq and is a predicted model, not a curated record.